This is a messenger RNA of Anopheles stephensi (Asian malaria mosquito), 2166 nucleotides long. RefSeq lists its product as uncharacterized. Gene Ontology annotation, molecular function: aspartic-type endopeptidase activity; nucleic acid binding. The record is from RefSeq and is a predicted model, not a curated record. The transcript has 3 exons. NCBI's taxonomy places the organism in Eukaryota, Metazoa, Arthropoda, Insecta, Diptera, Culicidae. Gene Ontology annotation, biological process: proteolysis. The coding region runs from base 1 to 2166 and encodes 721 amino acids.
AUGGAGAACGGCCGGCCAUCGCGCGACGGCCAUGUUGAGCAGCAGCAAGAAAGCCUUAAUGCCAACUGGAUACAGGAAAUAUUUCGGCAACAGCAAGAUUCUCUACACCAGCAACAGCAGGCGUUUUUACAACAGCAAGAGCAGCUCAUGACAAAAGUUUUCGCAACUUUAAAGUCUCCGCAACCGACAGGAUCAGAGAGUGUAAUCGAAGCGUUAGCGAAGGACGUGCAAGAGUUCCGUUACAAUCCGGAUGAUCGCGUAUUUUUUGCCGGAUGGUUUACACGCUUCGGAAGUUUGUUUGUGGAUGAUGCGAGAGAGCUGGAUGAUGCCAUGCGUGUAAGAUUGUUGCUGCGAAAGCUUGGGAUGGUAGAGCACGAGCGAUACGUUUCACACAUACUACCGUCCAAGCCGGGUGAUUUUGAUUUCAACACAACGGUAACAAAGCUAAAGAAGCUGUUUGGCUCACCGUGCUCCGAGAUGGAAAGGCGUUUUAAGUGCAUAAAUAUGGCGAAAACGAAACAAGAAGAUUUUGUGGCAUACUCGUGUCGUGUGAAUAAGGCAGUGGUUGAAUCUGAGCUAAGCGUUUUAUCUGAAGAGGAGCUUAAAUGUUUAAUAUUUGUGUGUGGUCUCAAGGAUGAAAGUUAUGCCGAUAGCAUAAGAACUGUUUGGAUAAACAGAAUUUCGAAUUUUAAACGUGGACUGGUGAAUGUUAUUUUAAAUGAGAUGCCAACUCGGAUGAUGAUCGAUUCUGGUGCCGACAUAACCCUAAUAUCUAAAAAGCAUUGGUUGGAAAUGGGUAAACCGGCGAUGACACAACCUGACAUUAAAGCCAAAACAGCAUCCGGAGAGCCUUUGCACAUUUUGGGCGAGUUCCAGUGUAUGAUGAGCAUAGGGCAGCAGUGUAAGCCGUGUAUGGUACGUGUUGUGAACGCUGAUUUACUGCUGUUAGGUGCGGAUGCUAUGGAGAUUUUUGGUUUGUGGGAUGUUCCGUUAUCAUCAAUUUGCCGGCGAGUCCAUGUCGGCGAUGUGAGCUGUGGGACUCUUAGUACGUCAUAUCCGGAGUUAUUUGCUGAUAGGCUCGGGCGUUGUACAAAGACACAGGUUAAACUUCAAUUGAAGGAUGAUGCUUCCCCUGUGUUCCGCCCCAAGCGACCUGUUGCGUACGCUAUGUUACAGCCAGUGACUGAUGAGCUUCAGCGGUUAGAGGAAGAAGGGGUAAUCACACAUGUGGAGUAUUCGGAGUGGGCCGCUCCAAUAGUGGUGGUGCGCAAGGCAAACGGUAGUAUAAGGAUCUGUGGUGACUAUUCCACAGGCCUUAAUAAUGCGCUAAUGACACACCAGUACCCGUUACCUCUGCCAGAAGAUAUUUUCGCAAGCUUGAGCAACUGUGCAGUAUUCAGCCAAUUAGACCUCUCUGACGCAUUUCUGCAAGUGGAGGUAGAUGAAAAAUGUCGAGAUUUCUUAACAGUAAACACGCAUCGUGGGUUAUUCAGAUACAACCGAUUGCCACCAGGUGUUAAAGCUGCGCCGGGAGCGUUCCAGCAAUUAAUGGAUACAAUGGUGGCCAGUUUGGCUGGAGUAGCUGUGUAUCUGGAUGAUAUUGUUGUAGGAGGAAAAGAUAUGGCAGAGCACGAUCGUAAUCUUCAUGCCGUGUUAGAGAAACUACAAGAGUACGGAUUUACUUUACGUGCAGAAAAAUGCAGUUUUCGGAAGCCCCAAAUUAAAUAUUUGGGCCAUUUGUUGGAUGCAAAAGGGUUGCGGCCAGACCCUGAUAAGACUACUGCCAUCAUUAAGCUCCAGCCUCCGACUGACGUCCCGGGAAUGCGAGCGUUUCUCGGGGCGAUCAACUAUUAUGGAAAAUUUGUCCACAACAUGCGUAUGUUACGGCAGCCUCUGGACGAGCUGCUGAAGGAAGAGGGAUUAUUUAAAUGGACACCGCAAUAUUUGGCACCAGCCGACUUCUGGCUGUUCAACAAGCUAAAACUGUCGCUUCGGGGACAUCGUUUUGAUACUAUCGAGGAGAUAGAAGCCGCAGCGACGGCGGAACUAAAGGACAUCCCAGCAUCCGCGUUUUCUACCUGCUUCAAGGAGUGGGAGAAGAGGUGGAAGAGGUGCAUUGCAUCGGAAGGGGAUUGCUUCAAAGGUGACGACCUUCAUUUGACCUAA